AUGUCUGAGCAAUACUUUGACUUUCAGCGGAUCUUCAGAUACGACAUAGAUACAUACAAUGCGGUACAUCAGUUGAAUACUGAAAAUAAAGAAGAAUUAAACAAAAUUUACCAAAUGAUCAAAACAAAUUUGAUUGAUUCACGGAGAUAUCGCCCAAGAAAGAUUAUAGAAAAUAUUUUGAAUAUUAUCCCUUAUAACAACCGCUAUGCAGAGCAAUAUUUGGAACUUGCAAAACACAUAUAUGAUGAAUAUCGCGUUGAAGGGGUUAUGUAUUGUAAUAUAUUUAAUUAUCUAUUUUAUAAAGUAUAUGGGAUUAAUUUAAACAAAUCCGCCGAUUUUGAAGAAAAUAACUCAGAUAAUCUCAAUGUUCAUACAGAAAAUACAAUUUACAGAACAAUUAUGUAUAACGACCUAAAAAUAUUCAUCUCAUUCACAGAAAGAGAAGGUUUUGAUAAAGACGAAAGACUUAUAAGUAAAUUAUAUCCACACUCUAAGAAAGGAUAUUCAUUACUUGAAUUAUGUUGUUACCAUGGAGCAGUUGAUUGUUUCAAGUUAUUAAGAACGAAAUUUGACUCAAAAAUAACUCAAAAAUGUCUUCGAUUUUCAUUUUUAGGCGGAAAUCCAGAGAUCAUGAGUGAAUGUUUGAAAUAUCAAAAACCAAAUCAAAAAUGCAUGAAAUUUGCAAUUAUUUCACACAACAUUGAUUUUGUUACAUUCUUGAUGAAUGAAUACAAUUUAGAGAUUAGUUUAUAUGAUUGUGGAAAAUAUAAUAAUCUUGAAUCAUUUUUUGUUUAUUAUGCUCAAACUAAUGAUAUUAACGAAUGUUUUUAUCUUUCAGCAUUAUAUGAAAUGUUACCUCUUUGUGAAUACUUCAUUGUACAUGGUGCAAAUAUCCAUACUAAAAAUUGUUGUGGGGAUAGCGCUUUUCAUCAAGCAGUAAAUCAUAAUAACAAAGAAAUGGCUGAACUUCUUCUUUCUUAUGGUGCAAAUAUCAAUGCCAAAAAUAUUUUUGGAAAUACCCCUCUUCAUAUGGCAGCAUUAGAUGAUCGUAAAGAAAUGGUCGAAUUUCUUAUUUCACAUGGUGCAAAUAUUGAUUUACAAGGUAGAGCUGGAGAAACAGCUCUUCAAUAUGCAGCAGCAAAUAAUCGUAAAGAAGUUUUAAAAGUUCUUAUUUCACAUGGUGCAAAUAUCUAUGAAAAAGAUUACUAUGAUAAUACAGCACUUCAAUUAGCAUCAUACAAUGAUAGUAAAGAAAUGAUCGAAUAUCUUAUUUCUAAUGGUGCAAAUAUCGGUGAUAAAAAUAAACAUGGAAGAACUGCCCUUCAUAAUGCAGCCAAUGAAAAUCGCAAAGAAACAACCGAGAUUCUUAUUUCUCAUGGUGCAAAUGUCAAUGACAAAGAUAUUUAUGGGAAUACCCCUCUUCAUUUUGCCGCAUGUAAAAAUUGUAAAGAAACGGCUGAACUUCUUCUUUCUCAUGGUGUAAAUAUCAGGAUCAAAGAUAAUGAUGGGAAUACUGCCUUUCGGGUUGCAGUAGAAAAUAAUUGUAAAGAAACAGCCGAACUUCUUUUUGCAUAUGGAACUGGAUUAAGGUUAAUUUUGCCUCCAGAACCAAGAACAGCAUAA
Molecule: messenger RNA, 1623 nt
Organism: Trichomonas vaginalis G3
Lineage: Eukaryota; Parabasalia; Trichomonadida; Trichomonadidae
Product: ankyrin repeat and SOCS box-containing protein 4 family
Exons: 1
Coding region: 1-1623 (540 amino acids)
Molecular function (GO): protein binding
Source: RefSeq, a predicted model, not a curated record